This is a messenger RNA of Vicia faba (fava bean), 1320 nucleotides long. The record is from the annotation of a GenBank genome assembly. NCBI's taxonomy places the organism in Eukaryota, Viridiplantae, Streptophyta, Magnoliopsida, Fabales, Fabaceae.
AUGGCUACUCAUCUGCUAACAUUUCCCAUCUCCUCCCCACCUAACCUCUCUUUCAAUUACACACUCAAUCUCAAUCAUCACCACCGCUUCAUUUCUCAACUACCCUCCAAACGACGUUGCUACCGCCACCUCAACCGCCGCCGUAUUUCCCGCCCAUAUUUCCCCGUCUCGAACUCUUUCAGUACUGAAAUUCGCUCACCGGAAUCACCUCUUCUUCAAUCCCAGUCACAAACCAAAGACUCACCGCUUCUUCUCGAUGUCACCGGAAUGAUGUGCGGCGGCUGCGUCUCCCGAGUCAAAACCAUUCUCUCCGCCGACGACCGAGUUGACUCCGUCGUGGUCAACAUGUUGACCGAAACAGCAGCUGUCAAGCUUAAACGCCUCGAAGAAGAACACGCGAGCGUCGCUGAGAGCCUUGCUCUGCGACUGACCGAAUGCGGGUUUCCGACUAAGAAGAGGGAGUCCGGUUUGGGAGUGGCGGAAAAUGUUAGGAAGUGGAAGGAAUUGGUGAAGAAGAAGGAGGAACUUCUCGCCAAGAGCCGUAACCGCGUCGCUUUCGCUUGGACUUUGGUCGCACUGUGCUGUGGAUCGCAUGCUUCACAUAUUUUUCAUUCGUUCGGGAUUCAUAUUGCUCAUGGACCGGUUAUGGAAUUUCUUCAUAACUCAUAUGUGAAAGGUGGAUUAGCUUUGGGCGCUUUAUUGGGACCUGGAAGAGAGUUACUCUUUGAUGGUCUAAAUGCUUUCAAGAAAGGGUCGCCAAAUAUGAACUCUCUCGUGGGAUUUGGUUCAAUAGCUGCUUUCAUCAUCAGUUCGAUCUCAUUGCUGAACCCUGAGCUGGCAUGGGAUGCAUCAUUCUUUGAUGAACCGGUCAUGCUUCUUGGUUUCGUGCUUCUAGGACGUUCUCUGGAAGAAAAAGCAAGGAUUCAGGCGUCUAGUGAUAUGAAUGAAUUACUUUCAUUGAUAUCUACUCAGUCAAGACUUGUCAUUACAUCAUCAGAAGGUUCCCUAUCUACUGACAAUGUGCUUAGCUCUGAUGCAAUUUGUGUGGAAGUUCCAACUGAUGAUAUUCGAAUAGACUCAGUGUUGGUGUUGCCUGGAGAAACUAUUCCUAUAGAGGGAAGGGUUGUUGCAGGAAGAAGCGUUGUGGACGAAUCCAUGCUUACAGGAGAAUCACUUCCUGUAUUUAAGGAGGAAGGCUUCACAGUUUCAGCAGGAACUAUAAAUUGGGAUGGUCCUUUAAGGAUUGAAUCUUCUUCGACUGGCUCCAACACAAUGAUAUCCAAGAUUGUACGCAUGCAACCACAACAAUCCACAAAUUAG